Pseudomyrmex gracilis is the source of this 1094-nucleotide messenger RNA. RefSeq names its product transmembrane protein 208. The record is from RefSeq and is a predicted model, not a curated record. The transcript is spliced from 5 exons. Gene Ontology annotation, cellular component: intracellular membrane-bounded organelle. Gene Ontology annotation, biological process: vacuolar protein processing. Bases 120 to 647 code for a protein of 175 amino acids. NCBI's taxonomy places the organism in Eukaryota, Metazoa, Arthropoda, Insecta, Hymenoptera, Formicidae.
AACUUCCUAUAUAUUGUUGUCGUCUAGUCAUCCAACGUGUCACCACGUUUUUAAAUGGUUUUUAAAGUCAUUCACUUCUCAUUAGAGUAACUCUUCUGAUCAAAGAAAACUCCGCAAAAAUGACAGUGAAGAAAGGUAAAGUACUUACUAAAGGAGCUAAGCAGAUAAUGGAAGAUAAUACUUCCACGUUAAAGUUCUAUGCCAUUAUGGCUAUAAGCGCAAUGGUUGCUCACGUCGGUGUGACAUUUGUAAUGUUUGAGUUCACAACACUGACAAUAGUUCUAGUUGUAUUUUCUUUAAUUGUAUACGCAGCAAGCUAUCAGUUCAUGUCGUACAUGGCCAAUCCAAAAUAUUCCAGUUCUGGUCAGCUCUUAGAUUCAGGUGUUGAUCUUGACAUGGAAGGUGGUAUAGGAGAACAUGUCAAAGAUGUAAUUAUAUUAACAUCUGGAGUGCAAGUUCUGUCUCUUUUUUCAAAUUACUUCUGGCUCUUCUGGCUUCUGGUGCCAUUGAGAGGUGGAUGGUUGUUCUGGAAACAGAUACUGGGGCCAUGGUUCUUUGCCCAGCCAUCAGAACAACCUGAAAUAAGCGAAAAGAAACAGCGCAAGAUGGAGAAGAAAAUGGCAAGAAAAGAAACUAAACGAUUCUGAGAUGCCUGAAAUCUUUUCAGGCAUCGUAAUGCAAACAAUUCUAUGGACUCAACAGGAAGAUCGGAAAGAGGAAAGAAAAAAGAAUUCUCUCCUUCCGACAUGUCUAGAAGUGUGGGCAGGGUGGUUCGGCAUUUACAAUAGAAUAAAUACAAAAUUGAACGGAAUUUCGAGAUUCGCCGAUUUAGCUCGACAAAGAUGACUACAGAAAAUUUUGAAGGCUCGAAAGUUGCCGAGGUAAAUUUCAUCUUUACUGAAUCUAGGAAGAUCUCACGUAAGAUUGAGACACUUCUUGUAUUCAAUAUCUCUAGAUUUACUUCUAUAUGAGUCGAAAAAGACUGAUGUAAAAUGACGAUUAAAAUGUUAAAUUUAUUAAUAAAUUGAAUUUUUAUACAAUUACAUUGUGUGUAACAUUCGGCUUGUAUAGAAAUCAAAUCGUAAAAAUUAAUA